Messenger RNA from Dentiscutata heterogama, 1035 nucleotides. NCBI's taxonomy places the organism in Eukaryota, Fungi, Glomeromycota, Glomeromycetes, Diversisporales, Gigasporaceae. The record is from the annotation of a GenBank genome assembly.
AUGCCUAUGUUACAAGAUAUACUUGAUAAGGAAUUAAUGACUGAUGCAAAAAAACGACGUUUGGUUCUAUUUGGAACGCAUGCGGGUUAUGCUGGAAUGAUCGAUGGACUUCACGGUUUGGGAAGAAGGCUUCUAGGCUUGGGUUAUAAUACUCCAUCUCUAGACUCGGCAAAAUCCACUGUUAAAGAUAUAGGUGCUACAAUUGCUGAUGAAGGCCUUCCAAAUGAUUUUAGUCCUAUGACUUUUGUCUUUACUGGAACUGGAAACGUUUCUAAUGGCGUGCAACAAAUAUUCAAAUGUCUGCCGCACGAAUAUAUUCAAGUAAAAGAUUUGAAAGAAUGUGUCAUGACGCCUCACAAAUUUAGUAACCAUAAAGUAUACGGUUGUCAAGUGUAUCUUCAAGACUAUCUAAUUCGAACAGAUACUGGAAAAUUUGAUACAAAACGUCAUUAUUAUGAAAACCCUAGAGAUUAUAAAUCAUUAUUUCAUACAAAGAUCGCUCCGUACACGUCGAUGCUUAUUCAUGGUUCCUAUUGGGAUUCGCGAUUCCCUCGACUUAUUACCAAGGAACAACUUCGCGAGAUACAGGAAAAUUCUAAUAAUCGCAGAUUGUUGUGCAUCGCUGAUAUAAGCUGCGAUAUUGAAGGUGCUUUAGAAUUUUCUCAUUCGACGACCAUUGAUGAUCCAUUCUUUUAUUUUGAUGCUGUCAAAGAAAUGGAACAUAAAAAAGAUGAAGGUGAAGGGACACAAAUCAUGGCUGUAGACAUUCUGCCUACAGAAAUUCCUCUUGAAAGUAGUGAGCAUUUCAGCAGAUCACUCUAUCCAUUUAUGAAAGACUUGAUCAACGGAACUAUUGACAACAGUCCAGUGCUCUCUAACGCUACUAUCGCAAAAGAUGGUCAGCUUAUGGGUGCGCACACUAAAUUAUAUGAACUUUUAUUAAGAAAUAAUAUAUCUCAAAUUCAAGAAAUGGAAAUUACUUCAUCUUUUGCCAAUAAGCGGAAGUUGAAGUUGGAACCGAUUUUAUUUUUGUAA